UCUUCUUUGUUUCUCUACUUCACCUUCCUUUCUGUUUCCCUUAAUCCUGUAUCGGUCCAUCUUGUGUACAACUCUAGCUUUGAAGAUCAUAGAAAUGGUUUUAAGCACGCAUAAGAUCAAGAGAAGAAAGAACUGGAAUAUGACGUAACAAACCAGAGUGCUAAAGACUAUCAUAAAGUCUCACAGAGAGAAGUAAAGGAUCUGUUGCUCAACGAAUUAGUAAGCAGAGAUAGUCUAUGCAUGGAAUGAUUGAUGGCGGAGACAGCGGUUAGCUAUCUUAUCGACAAGCUAAUUCCACUAUUGACUGAAGAAGUGAACUUGUUGAGAGGUGUUCAUGGAGAAGUUUUAGAAAUCAAGAGGGAACUUGUGUUCAUUCGGGCUUUCCUCAAGGAUGCUGAUCAGAAGGCAGAAGUCGAAGGUGACAAUGGCGAUGGCCUUAAAGCAUGGGUUGAAGAGCUAAGAGAAGUUGCAUUCAAAAUAGAAGACGUUAUUGAUGUGUAUAUAUAUCACAUGACGAUAAAUCGUCCCGAUCCUCAUGGAGUCAUUGCUUUCCUCCAUAAAAUUGGUCGCUUUGUCACAAAACUAAAACUGCAGCGUCACAUUGCGACACAAAUACAAAAAAUCAAUCGAACCGUUCGAGGUAUUAAGAAAAGAAGUACAAGCUAUGGCUUUGAUUCUCUACAACAAACACCCAUGAGUGAUGCGCCUCAACAAUGGAAUGACCCUCGGAGGGCAGCCUAUUUCCUUAGAGAAGCUGAAGUUGUGGGUAUUGAAUCUCCUAGAAAUAAAUUGAUUGAAAUUUUGAAAACACAUUCUCCAGAACGCAUUGUGAUUUCAAUAGUCGGGUUAGGGGGUUCAGGAAAAACUACUCUCGCCAAACAAGUUUACAAUUAUGUAAAAAGAGACUUUGAUUGUCAUGCUUGGAUUGCAGUUUCAGAACCAUACAGUGCAAAGGAGCUGCUAAGAAACCUAAUAAGGAAGGUUUACGCAGCAACUGAAGUAUCCGCUCCAGUAACUAUUGAUACAAUGGAUGAGCAAUCACUAACGGAGCAAUUGAUAAACUACUUGCAGAACAAAAAGUAUUUUAUUGUUUUCGACGAUGUCUGGAAUAAAGAAUUUUGGGGAGAUGUAAAUUUUGCUUUUCCAGAAAAUGGUGGAAGGAUAGUGAUCACGGCAAGGAAGAAUGAGGUUGCUAGUUUUUGCAAAAGAUCAGUAUCUUCCGUCCAUGUCCAUUUGAUGGAACCUUUGCCUCCUGACAAUGCCAUGGAACUAUUUUGCAAGAGGGCUUUUCUAUCGGAACCCGGACGGUGUUGUCCUGCCAACUUAGAAUAUUGGUCUCGCAAGAUUGUUGCUAGUUGCCAAGGUUUACCACUUGCAAUUGUAGCCAUUGCUGGUCUUCUGUCAACUAAAAGCAAGGUCCCUUUUGAAUGGCAAAAGUUUUAUGCAACCCUCAGUUCAGAGUUGGUCAAUCAUUCUGAUCUCAAAAGCACAACAAGAAUACUAUCGCUCAGUUAUUAUGAUUUACCUUACUACCUCAAAUGCUGCAUAUUGUACUUUGGAAUUUUUCCAAAGGGCUAUUCCGUUAGACGUGGUAGAUUAAUUCGCCAGUGGAUAGCAGAGGGUUUUGUGAAACCUCAAAAGAACAAAACCUUGGAGGUUGUUGCAAAAGAAUACUUAUCUGAGCUAAUUGAUAAAGGUUUAGUUGAAAACGAGGAAGGGAAAGCAAAGCGUUGCCGUGUUCAUGAUCUUCUUCAUGUUGUCAUCUCACAAAAGAUGGAAGAAUCAAGAUUUUGCCAAGUUUUAUCAGAUGAGUCACCAACUUUUGAAGGAGUAGCUCGUCGCCUAUCAAUAAUCUGUAGCUCAGACAAUAUUUUGCAAACAACUGAAAUUUCCCGGGUUCGUUGUCUUUUUAUGUUCAAUGGGGAUAAGGAGAUGCUCAAUUCUACUGUUAAUGCACUUGCCACAAGUGUCAAGCUCCUAAAAGUACUUGAUUUUGAAGACACUCCUUGUUUAGAUCAUCUCCCUGAAGAUAUUGGAGACUUGUUUCACUUGAGAUAUUUAAGUGUGCGUCGUACAAAAGUGAAGCUGCUCCCAAAUUCCAUAGGAAAACUGGUAAACUUGGAGACUUUGGAUCUAUCGCAGUCAUUGUUUUAUGGAAUUCCUGCAAGUAUUAAUCGGCUUAGUAAGUUACGUCAUCUUUUUGGCUGGAGAUAUGGCAACAACACUGAACUCUUUUCUUUCGACAGAGUAAGAGGAAUAAAAAUACAGAGAAUCGAGUCCUAUAUUGACGGUGCUUGUAUAAUAGAAGAGCUUGGAGCUUUGACGCAGUUAAGAACAUUGGGCAUUUUUAAAGUGAGAAGUCGAGAUGGAAAAAGUCUAUGUGGUUGCAUUGAGAAAAUGAAAUACCUCGAAUCCCUUGUAGUGAGAUCGAUAAGUGAAGAUGAAACACUUGAUUUAGAUUCCAUUUCACAUCCCCCUGAAUUUCUUCGGUGUCUCCGUUUAUCGGGUCCUUUAAUGACAUUGCCGAGGUGGAUCAUGAAACUUCAAAAUCUUGCUAAGAUUUCAAUUCGUUGGUCGAAAUUGGGAGAUGAUCCAUUGAAAGUCCUUGGUAAUCUGCACGAGCUAGUGGAGCUUGAUAUCAGCACUGAUGCAUUUGUUGGUGAACAACUACACUUUGAAGGAGGUGUCUUCCCAAAACUUAAGGUGCUCCGACUUCAGAGCUUGAAAUGGUUGAGUUCAUUGAUCAUAGAGGAAGGAGCAUUGCGCGACCUGGAAAAGCUUUACUUGGGGCCUACGCCACAAAUGAAGGAGGUGCCAACUGGCAUAAAACAUUUAAAAAAUCUUAAAUUCCUACGCUUCGUUCGCAUGCCAGAUGAAUUUGUGUCAAGCAUGAAUCCAAAAGAAGGACACAGCUAUCAUAUCGUUCAGCAUGUAGUACCAUUUGUCUUUUUCCAUUGUGCUGACGACCAAUUCUACCGUCUGCACGAUUCUGGUCUCCAACAAUUGUUAGAGCCAAGAAAGAUCAGAAAAUGAGCGGAGUCAAUGGACAGUAAGGAGCAUGAGCCUUUUCUAUCAAUUGCGCAUGGGAUUUUCUCAAGCCAGAGCACCGGAGUACUUUUGUUUAGUUGUAAUACUCGCCCAAAUAAAAUUAUUAAAUAAGCAGUGACUAUGUAUUGAAAAACUACUGCUUGUUAUGGACUAUGUAUUGAUUUCAUUAGUAAGACUACUGCUAGUUUGUAGUUAUGUAUUGAAAAACUUGUUAAAUAUUGUUAAAGAUGAUAAGCCACUCAAACACAGGGAUGAUGAGACGUAUAAUCAUAUUUUCUUUUAGAUUUAUUUUUAGUUUGUA
Morus notabilis is the source of this 3349-nucleotide messenger RNA. RefSeq names its product disease resistance protein RPM1. Gene Ontology annotation, molecular function: ADP binding. The record is from RefSeq and is a predicted model, not a curated record. Gene Ontology annotation, biological process: defense response to other organism. Lineage: Eukaryota; Viridiplantae; Streptophyta; Magnoliopsida; Rosales; Moraceae. Bases 253 to 3033 code for a protein of 926 amino acids. The transcript has 6 exons.